CUUUCUGUUGGACAAGUAUCAGGUUCAGUAUCGUGCAGCGAAGAGCAUACUUGGUGGGGUGCGGCGCUCCGCUGACUGCAGGCUGCCCCAUAUCAGCUUCAUUGUGUCAGUGCACUUUCAACUUGAUCAUCCCUGAGAAAAUGACUGCGUUAAAGUCGGAGAUGAGGGAUUACAGAGUGCAAGAAGCGCAGAAGUCCGAAGCAGAGAAAGGCUUGAUGACGUCAGUGUGCGACUUGCAACGAUUCCCGGCGAUAAUGUCCUAUGAACUGUUCUCCAGGGAAACAACUUUGAAGGGCGUGCGGACAAAAAAUUCGGAAACUGCUGAGAAGGAGAAGCGAAGCUGGCCACUUUUCGGAUGGCACUCCAUGCCGGAUGAAGCUAUCAGACUGGGAAACCCUUUCUCAUGCCCAGAGAAACAAGCUAAGGAAGCAGAGAAGGAGCUCCCGCUGGAAAGAAAAAGAGCAGCCAGGCCGAGCAGGGUCAUCAAGGACAUUUGUCUUUGUCCCAACAAUCAUGACGAUGAUGGGGCUCAGUGCAGUCGUACUGAGUGGAUAUGCGAGACAAUCAGCUUGGCUCGGGCCAUUGACAACUUGCGAAGGGGUAGAGGUGAUUUGUUCGAUGUUUACGUGGAAAAGUUUCCCCAGCUGAAGGAUUAUGUGGAACCUAUUUCAGGCACUGCAAUAGCGAACGACCAAGUUUCGCAACAAAACUGGGCAACGCUGCUUACUGCAGUUGGUUCGGGCAGUCGGAAAGGUUUGAAUUUCGACCUCAACCUACCUGCUGCAGACGAAGGCGAUGAGCUUUGACAUGCUCAGGGUCUG
Molecule: messenger RNA, 821 nt
Organism: Protomyces lactucae-debilis
Lineage: Eukaryota; Fungi; Ascomycota; Taphrinomycetes; Taphrinales; Protomycetaceae
Exons: 1
Coding region: 141-806 (221 amino acids)
Source: RefSeq, a predicted model, not a curated record